AUGGUGCCGCCACAUGCAAGCGAGGUGGGAAAGGCAAUGCUUGCAGUCCCUUCUGCCGUCUGCCAUGCUGGUGAAGCAGUGAGGGAAAGUGCGAUGGGAAUAGCAAGCAGCGUGGCUGCAUUGGUGUUCGAAGCCCCGACGUGUAUGGCAUUUGGCUGCGCCAGGCAAACACACGACGGUUGGCCAGGAUAUUGCAGCAAGUCCUGCCGGGAGCGCGACAAGACUUGCAAGGCACCCGGCUGCCACAGGCCAACCUAUGACGGCAAACCUGGCUAUUGCAGCAGAGCGUGUCGGAACGGAACUGGAGGCGAGAAGUCACUGGAACUGGAGCCCAGACCUGUGGAGUUUACCUGGCCGCUAUCUGUAACGAAGACGCCGCGGCGGGUCGGGCUUUGUGCCUUCUACUUCCCAGGAUACGAAACCAGUUGGGACCAGGCCUGCGGCUGCGCUUUUCUUGGCAACUUUUAUCCUGCUCCUGUCGAACUGCGCAUCCGAGACAAGAUGGUGCGAUUCAGAAAUGCUGAGGCCGCAUUUCAAGCAUGCAAGUUUCCAGACAAGGCGGUCGAGUUGUCGCAAUGUGAAGGUUGGCAAGCAUUCCAGCUGCGCUCCGACUACUUGGGUCACGAGGAUGCUGAGCUCGGUGGUUAUGGCAGUAAGUGGAAGGCAAUGUACAUGGUCCUCUCCAACAAGUUCACACAUUGGAAGCUGCGGAAAGCUCUGCUGGCAACAGGUGAUGCAUUUCUCUUGGAGCACAACGAUAGGGUUGGACGAGAUGAGUUCUGGUCUGACAAUGCGGACGGCUCUGGCAUGAAUGGCCUUGGCUUUCUGCUUAUGUGGAUCCGUGAGUCGUUUACUCCAGGUACCACAUGGAAAAAGUUCUUGGACGCACACAGGCCGAAACUUGCAGACGCAGACGAGCCAAAAUUCGACACUGAGUGGCGCCGGCUGGUCAGUGCUGCUUCUGUGACAGUUCGCAAAUCCUUCCUGACUCAAGAAGUCAGCAGGACGUUGCCAAGAAUAUGCCAGCCACGCAAAAUGGAACAGGCAGCAUCGUCUUUGUAUCCAGAGACACUCGAGUCUUUCUUGGAAUCUGCGAGCAGCUUGCGGUGGCAGCCCACAGUGGAGCGCGGCCAGCAUCAGGCGCUGCCCCCUCCUCGGCCUCCGUGUACUACGCCGCCUGCGACUUGCAACCCGGAGCCGCCGCAGCCGCCUCCGAGCAGGAUCCAGGCUGAUGAAUGGCAUCCAACUCUAGACCGCGGACAGCAUUUAUGCUCGCAGGGGGCACGUCAACCGCGCACCGUUCCAAUUUCAAUGGCUGGCGCAGCAGCUUUUGCAACUGCCGCAACUGCGAUCUGUUACCAGUACGCCAGUCUCGAGUCCGCGGCGGCUGCGAAUGCAGUGAGCGAUGAGCUUUGUCGUGGGCCUGCUGUCGCUCCGGUGGGAAGCAACAUCGCAAGCAUGGAUGUUGACGAGGACGGCAAUCCAGAUGAUUCGAUGCCAUUGAUGGAGCGUUUGGACUGA
Symbiodinium sp. CCMP2592 is the source of this 1521-nucleotide messenger RNA. Lineage: Eukaryota; Dinophyceae; Suessiales; Symbiodiniaceae. The record is from the annotation of a GenBank genome assembly.